This is a messenger RNA of Cajanus cajan (pigeon pea), 1074 nucleotides long. Its product is annotated as NDR1/HIN1-like protein 26. Gene Ontology annotation, biological process: defense response to other organism. The record is from RefSeq and is a predicted model, not a curated record. Gene Ontology annotation, cellular component: plasma membrane; plasmodesma. NCBI's taxonomy places the organism in Eukaryota, Viridiplantae, Streptophyta, Magnoliopsida, Fabales, Fabaceae.
GUCCAUGUACCAAACUCAAAAUCUGUUCUUUACUUUUUCUCCCCUCUCUGGAACUUCACUACAAAACCGCAUACACAAACGUAGUUCGUUUCUCAAACGCAUCAUCUCCCACAUCGCUAAAACCAAAAUGCGCAACAACGACCACAUACCCGUUCACCACGUCACGGGUCCGAACCCCAAACCACAGCAACUGAAACGGCACCACACGGUACGGUAUUACGUCCAUCGGGUCCAUGAAAGCCUCACAACCCGGGUCUCCAAAAUAAUCUGCGCCACCUUUUUGGGCCUCCUGGCCAUCGUGGGCCUAAUCACCUUCAUCCUAUGGCUGAGCCUCCGGCCCCACAGGCCCAGGUUCCAUAUCCACGAGUUCAACUUGCCAGGCCUGACCCAAGAAUCUGGGUUCCAAAACGCGGUUAUAACCUUCCACGUAAGCGCCCGAAACUCCAACCAAAACAUCGGGGUUUACUAUGAGUCCAUGGGCGUGGCAGUUUAUUACCGCGACCAGAAAAUCGGGACGUCGCCGUUACUUUAUCCGUUUUACCAACAGCCUAAGAACACGACGGAGGUGGACGGUGACCUUAGUGGAGCCACGUUGACCGUUAGUAGUCAGCGUUGGUCGGAGUUCGAGAGUGAUAGGACUGACGGUAGCGUGGUGUUCCGCUUGGAAUUGACGUCUGUGAUCAGAUUCAAGAUAUCCACGUGGGACAGCAAGCGCCACACGAUGCACGCCAACUGUGAUGUGGGCGUGGGACCCGAUGGUUCCCUCUUGACUAAUUUCAAGGACAAGAGAUGCCCCGUUUAUUUCUCUUGAGAUUAAUUAUGCUAUAUACAUAUUUUCACUAAUUUAUUUUGUAAUUCAUUGAUUAACUUUAUUAUGUUUCGUUUUCUCAGCCACUUUUCAUCAUCUCUUUUUUUUUUUUUUUUUUUAAUUCAUUGCUGUUUUAGAUUUGUGAUUACUCUGUUAUGUUGUGUAAUAUUCAUAAUUUUCUCACAUCUAUGUUGGGAUUUAUUAAGAUGGUGAAAAAAGACGUGUGUUGUUAGAGUUCAUUAUAUGGCAUGUAUGUAUUUCAAAGC